Messenger RNA from Megalops cyprinoides (Indo-Pacific tarpon), 1146 nucleotides. RefSeq names its product gastricsin-like. The record is from RefSeq and is a predicted model, not a curated record. The coding region runs from base 1 to 1146 and encodes 381 amino acids. Lineage: Eukaryota; Metazoa; Chordata; Actinopteri; Elopiformes; Megalopidae. Gene Ontology annotation, biological process: proteolysis. The transcript has 9 exons. Gene Ontology annotation, molecular function: aspartic-type endopeptidase activity.
AUGAUGAAGUGUCUGGUUUUCGGCUUCCUUUGCCUCGCUCUUACCGAGGGACUCAUCAGGGUUCCUCUGCUCAGGUUUAAGGAGAUGUACGAGGAGCUGAGGGAGAGAGGCAUGCUGGAGGAGCUUCUGAAAAGCAAGCAGUUCAGCGCAGAGGGAGUGUACUCCGAGGGGCUGAUCAACCAGCAGGACAUGGCCUAUUUCGGCAAAAUCAGCUUGGGGACCCCUCCACAGUCCUUCUAUGUACACUUCGACACGGGCUCCACAACGCUCUGGGUCAACUCUGUGUACUGCAAGAGCGAGGCCUGCACAUACCAUCCCCUGUUCGACCCCAGAAAGUCCUCCACGUACCACAGCGACGGGAAUCCCUUCUCCAUCCACUACGGCACCGGCAGCCUGACCGGGGUCAUCGGCUAUGACACGGUCACGGUUGGUGGGGUGACCGUCACGGACCAGAAGAUCGGCCUGAGUGUCACAGAGCCAGGGAAUCACUUUGCAAGGCCUCUGCACGACGGUCUCAUGGGCCUGGCCUACAAGCCCAGCCAGCAGACCAUUGUCGACACCAUGAUCCAGGAAGGCCUGCUGGAGGAGCCUGUCUUUGCUUUCUACCUGAGCAGGAACUCCGAGCGGGGCAGCGAGGUGGUUUUUGGGGGCACAGACCCCUCACACUACACAGGAGAGAUCCACUGGGUCCCCGUUCAAAUGAACAGCCACUGGCAGCUGGUGUUUGAGGGGUUUGAGGUGAACCACCAGGCCACUGGCUGGUGUCAGAGCGGCUGCACGGCCAUCGUGGACACAGGUACCUCUCUCCUGGCCUGCCCACCUCAGUACGCCGACACUCUGCAUCAGAUGCUGGGAGGCUUCAAGGACCAGAACGAGAACAGACACUACGUCUUUAACUGCGAUGCUGUAAGCAGUCUUCCCACCCUGACCUUCGUGAUGAAUGGAGCCCACCUGCACCUGGAACCCUCCUCCUACGUGUUGACGGACUCUGACGGCAGCGGGUACUGCAGCAGCGGGAUCGAGGCAUCCCGCGAGACCUACAGGGACGGCAUGCCCUACUGGGUCCUGGGAGACGUCUUCCUCCGUCAGUUCUACUCGGUGUUCGACCAGGGCAACGGCAGAGUGGGCUUCGCCACGCUGGCUUAA